This is a messenger RNA of Oncorhynchus masou masou (cherry salmon), 2651 nucleotides long. RefSeq lists its product as uncharacterized. Lineage: Eukaryota; Metazoa; Chordata; Actinopteri; Salmoniformes; Salmonidae. The record is from RefSeq and is a predicted model, not a curated record. The coding region runs from base 156 to 1217 and encodes 353 amino acids. The transcript has 8 exons. Gene Ontology annotation, cellular component: membrane. Gene Ontology annotation, biological process: cell adhesion.
GGGAGGACAGCCAUAUAAAAGUGCCAGAGCACAAGCGGCACUUUAUCCGGCCCAUCCCACUCACGGUAAGAGGAAAUCCUAAACUGGUCUGGUCCACUGGUGCUCCCCUUCUCUCUCACUCACACACCCUGGACGCUCACACAAACAGGAGGACAAUGGCAGUAGCAGCAUCCACACAGAGAAUGAAUGAGACCCACAAAAUGCUGGCAUUCACUUUGCUUCUCAUCACCACCCUCUUUCACGGUGGUGUAGUUGCACAAGAUGAGAGUGAAUCAGAUGUUGUCACUGGGCCCACACAGCCAGUGGAUGUUGCUGAAUUAAUUCGUGGAGACGACAUUGACACCACACAACCGGCAGAUGAAGAAGCAGAUAAACCCCAAGUCCAGAUCAUUGUAUUCCCCAGUAUUCCUGGCCUGGAUCUGUCAGGCUUCUUACAUGACACCACAGCGACUCCAGUCACCAAGGGGGUAGUGGAGACCACAGACAUAGGGGAGGCCACAGUGGAGGCUGGUGAAGCAGGAAUCACAGACCCAGAUGACAACCAGGAGACCCAGGCUCCCCAGCAGUUUCAGACCUCCCAAUCUAGUGACACUGUGCUCAUCCCAGAGUGGUCUGGUGUCUCUCUACAGGCUGAUGUGAUGUGUGUUGAUAAAGAAGCUGUCCAGGACAGAGAUGCUGUGAAUCUGAAACUCAAGGCCUCAUCCAGCUGUGAGGAGACCAGGUCUAAAAUUGAGAGUGUGUUGGAGCACCUGUGUGGAGACGACUGUAAACUGGAGGUCUACCAGGAGGACAACUCCAAUGAAAUCCUGAUCUCUGGCCAAUGCAUAGAAGCUGAUGCAAAAGGAAUGGCUGAGAAGUUCAACAAUGACAACAUUAAAGACAAGAUUGAUUUUGAGGAGGCUGUUCCUCGCUGGGGGAAGAAAUCCAAACUGGUACUGGUCUCCCUGCUGCUCACUGGACUGCUCCUGGCUAUUCUUCUCAUCGCAGGCUACUACCUGAAAACCCACCGCCCACCACCCAAGGGAGCGAGACUGGCUGAAGAGGGUUUCCAGGUGUAUGAGGAGAACCAGGCCAACACCCUGGUGUCUGUGGCCCCUCUGCAGUCACAGGAGCCCCUGGUGAAGCCCACCAGCAAUGGGGAGUUUCCUGAGAGCCAGCCACCACCCAACAACGGCCAACCUGCCACCCAGACCUCGGUUGCUGACACUGAGAUGUGAACGAGCUCUGAAUUACAUCCCCAACGCCCCAUUUUCAUUCCUCCUGCUCACCAUCAUCACCACAUUCCCAAUCCCUCUCCCCUCAUAGUGUACCUACAAGACUCUAACACGAAACAACAAUUCAAUAUCUAAGCCCAACUCACCUUACCCCAUGCAACCCUUGACUCCCAGGAUGAUGACAAUGAUGAAGAUGAUGACUAUGACGAUAAUGACGAGGCCUGUAAUGUGAAGAGAAGAGAUUGUGAUCACUGGCCUCUAACAGGUUUCAGUGGUGGUAGAGAAGGAGCCUAAACACUGAGUUUGGGGGACUGGACAGCAGGUUGAGACUGCAUUCCAAAAACAAUAAUUGCUGCAAGAAAUUAACAAGAAAUCACCAAAAUUGACAAUUUGUGUUGCUGUUUCCAAAUUCAUGUAUGAAGCACAGUAUAUUCGAAUUCUUAGUCUUUCAGAUCUCAAAUGGACUCAUUUGAACUAAAAGGGUCAUCGUAGUUUAAAGUAUCGCUUGUAUGAUGUGGUGUGAUCGUUUGCUUGAACCUCCUGUUUGAGGUAAAAAAUUACAUUGGGGCGGCAGGGUAGCCUAGUGGUUAGAGCGUUGGAUUAGUAACCGAAAGGUUGCAAGUUCAAAUCCCGAGCUGACAAGGUACAGAUCUGUCGUUCUGCCCCUGAACAGGCAGUUAACCCACUGUUCCUAGGCCGUCAUUGAAAAUAAGAAUUUGUUCUUAACUGACUUGCCUAGUAAAAUAAAGGUUAAAUUAAAAAACAGAAGCGGAGAAAGAGUGAUACAUGGAGAUUAUUUCAACCAUUGAAGAGAUUUUAUUAGGCAGCUUUAAAAUGGGUAUCAAUGUGAUUGGUUAGUGCAGAGAUCAGAGUUGAAUCAUGUUACCUUUUAUCAAGGCCUAUCAUAAUAGUUGUGUGAGAUGGGCUGCCAUAUGUUUGUUUCAUAAUUAUGUAGGCCUACACUCUUAGAAAAAAAUGUGCUAUCUAGAACCUAAAAGGGUUCUUCAGCUGUCCCCAUAGUAAAACCCUUUGAAGGUAGAACCCUUUUGGGUUCCAUGUAGAACCCUUUCCACAGAGAGUUCUACAUGGCACCCAAAAGGGUUCUACCUGGAACCAAAAAGAGUUCUCCUAUGGGACAGCCAAAGAACCAUUUUGUAACCCUUAUUUUCUAAGAGUGUAGUGUGUCACAAUUUCAAUCAUGACGAACAUUAUAUUGUAGUUGUUUAAAUGUUUUUUUUUUGUUCUGACUCAGCACUGUGUCUUUGAGAAUGUUGAACCAGGUAGACUAAUCUUAUCAACUCCGAAAAACAGACAUAACCUGUCGGUUUUGUGUGGCAAAGCACUGCCUUUAAAUAUCUAUAAAACCGCUAGUAACAUGUUCAACAUUCCCAAGGCCCUUUAAAUGUCCUUAAUAAAUCAGUUCCUCAUGAAACAUCA